AUGGUGGAGAUAGGAGCUGAAGUGUACCAGGACCUCUACGACGCGGCAGAGUUCACAGGCCUCACCCUCCUAACCAACAAGCGAUUCGCCCGCCAACCCCGCCACAGGGACGCCGCGAUCGUGGGCUACGGCCUCGGCGUCUGCAAGUCUUCCACCUGCCCCCGAGAAUGCGUGGCCGAGGAGCACGGGAUGCCGGAGCGCAGCGCCCUCUCUAUCCUCUUCACCCGCGCCGUGCUAUCCAUCGAGUGUAGCGGCAGAAGGAAAAUCGCGGAAACGCACAUCCCGUACUGGCAGCAGCAUCCCAGCAACUUCCAUGACGAUCUCGGGCUCGAGGCGUAUGAGAGGCUGACCUGGGGUCCGGACUCUAGGAGACUGUUUUGGGCGAGGGUCAGGUACGCGGUUGAUGAGGCGGCUGUGUCACGCUGUUACUCGCACAACGUGACUGACGUCCUGUUGUUUGGGGAGGCGGCGGAUAACGAGAUGUUAAAGAAGGUGGCGCUUGAGGCUGCGAUGGCGAGGCGAGGGGAGCAGGUAGAGGAGCCGAGGUUCUGGUUGAAAGAGGGUGAUGAGAGGUUGUUUGUUGCUAGUAUGGGUGCGGCGGAGAUGGCCGUGAGAAUUUUGGCGGAACACGCGCCUUGUGAGGGUUGA
Coniosporium apollinis CBS 100218 is the source of this 648-nucleotide messenger RNA. RefSeq lists its product as uncharacterized. Bases 1 to 648 code for a protein of 215 amino acids. Lineage: Eukaryota; Fungi; Ascomycota; Dothideomycetes. The record is from RefSeq and is a predicted model, not a curated record. The transcript has a single exon.